Molecule: messenger RNA, 1846 nt
Organism: Populus nigra (black poplar)
Lineage: Eukaryota; Viridiplantae; Streptophyta; Magnoliopsida; Malpighiales; Salicaceae
Product: aspartate aminotransferase, mitochondrial-like
Exons: 10
Coding region: 243-1523 (426 amino acids)
Biological process (GO): amino acid metabolic process; biosynthetic process
Cellular component (GO): mitochondrion
Molecular function (GO): pyridoxal phosphate binding; L-aspartate:2-oxoglutarate transaminase activity
Source: RefSeq, a predicted model, not a curated record
AAGGAAGAGUCAUCAAAGUCAAGCACUUUCUGUUGGCCCUGUAGGAAAGAUUAGCAGCGAACUAGUAAACCUUGGUGCUAGCUUUAGAACCAAAUACCAUUAGCCCACAGGAAAACAAUUGCUAGAAAAACCAUGGAAGAGAUAAAUGACAGCCCACUUAAGCUACCCUCCCUCUCUAUGCAAGAUGAAUAUAAGGACAUUACUCGCUUUCUUGGGUUAGCUGAGAUUGAAGAUUAUUUAUCAUGUGGAAGUGCUUUUUGACAAGAUCAUCAAGAUGCUUCUCAACAUCAGCAGGCAACAAGGCACUUAAAUGGUGGGAUCAUGUAGCCCCAGCUCCAAAAGAUCCCAUUACUAGUGUUACUGAGGCUUUUCUUGCUGACACUAGUCCCACAAAGAUCAAUCUUGGAGUGGGAGCUUAUAGAGAUGAUGAAGGGAAACCUGUUGUCCUUCAAUGUGUUAGAGAGGCUGAGGCAAAGAUUGCUGGUUGUGACUUCUUAGGUAUUGGCAGGGAGUCGGUCUCUUCUGCAGUGAGUUCAAAACUGGUUGAGGACAGUGUCAAAUUGGUUUAUGGAAAGAAUUCGGACAUUAUAAAAGAAGGGAGGUUUGCUGGAGUUCAAGCUCUAUCAGGAACCGGUGCAUGUCGUCUCUUUGCUGAGUUCCAGAGGCGUUUCUAUCCUGAAUCUCAAAUAUAUAUGACUGAUCCAACUUGGUCCAACCACCAUAACAUAUGGAGAGAUGCCCUCGUUCCAGAGAGAACUUUUCACUACUACCAUCCUGAUUCAAAGGGUUUAAAUUUUUCUGCUCUUAUGGAUGAUGUUAAGAAUGCCCCAGAUGGUUCUUUUUUCUUACUCCACCCUUGUGCUCACAACCCAACUGGGGUUGACCCUACCGAGGAACAGUGGAGAGAAAUUUCGUAUCUUUUUAAGGUAAAAAAUCAUUUUCCCUUCUUUGACAUGGCUUAUCAAGGUUUUGCAAGUGGGGACCUCGACAGGGAUGCCCGAUCAAUCCGGAUUUUUGUUGAAGAUGGGAACUUAAUAGGUUGUGCUCAAUCCUUUGCGAAGAACAUGGGAUUAUAUGGACAUCGAGUUGGUUGUCUCAAUGUUCUCUGCAAUGAUGCAAAGCAAGCAGUUGCAAUUAAAAGUCAACUGCAGCAGAUUGCCCGGGCAAUGUAUAGCAGUCCUCCUGUUCAUGGUAUAUUACUGGUCUCAGGUAUUUUGAGUGAUCCUAAUAUGAAAGCACUUUGGGUCGAAGAGGUGAAGGUGAUGGCAAAUCGCAUUCAAAGUCUGCGGACUGCUCUGCGGAAAAGCCUUGAGCAAUUGAGUUCUUCGCUCAAUUGGGAACACAUAACAAAUCAGGUUGGGAUGUUUUGCUUCUCUGGCUUGACCCCUGAGCAGGUUGAUCGGCUGCAAAGGGGAUUUCACAUUUACAUGACUCUUGAUGGACGUAUGAGUAUGGCUGGUGUUACCACAGGCAAUGUGAGUUAUUUAGCAAAUGCAAUUCAUGAAGUAACCAAAUUUGGUUAGGAAGCAUUGAUUAUCUGUAACAGUCUCCAUCAGCUUACAUGCGACUACUGAUCAAUUUUUAUGCUGCUAAAGACUUGUUUAAGUGAUGAUAACUAUACAACCACCGAUUGUUGAGGAGCUGGAGACUAGAAAUUUCAGACAUGACUCAGCUUAUUAUUGUUCUAUUUUAGGCUUUGUAAAUAAUCAAUCUACAUUUUUACACAAAAAUAUCAAUCUAUAUAGUGAUGCAGAUGGGACAGAUGAAAUUGUACACGCUUCUCCCUGAUAUGAGCUUCUGAGUUCUAAAAACUAUUUUAUUAGAAUGUUUGAUGAUUUCUUGCUAA